AUGUUUGCGGAUUUUAAUCUUUUCUUCUGUCUAAUUCGUGAUGGUUAUGAACGCCGUGAAACAAUGAAAAAUCAAUUUGAACAAGCUUUUAAUUCAUUUCGCUUUCUUCGUGGUUUGCCCUUUGCAAUUGAACAAAGUAAUCGCUUCUCUGAUUCUUCUGUUUAUUCUGACAGACAUAGCAUGACAAAUUCUGAAGUUUUGGAUCCUCUACUUGAACAGGUUUUUUUUGACAAAAUAAUUUUUUUAACCAAGAAACAGAUGCUCGAUAACGUUAUGAGGGAUUAUAUUGAUUCUUGGUACAAUACACAAUUGACAUCUGACAAAUUAUUUAGAGAAUCAUUGAAGAGAACGGCGAGAAGGACGAUUAUUGCUUUGAGAACGUGGUUGGUUUAUUUUUUAGAAAAUAAUGUAAGAGUAUUUGGUGGGUUAUUUUUAAGGUUGAGUAAGGUGUUGUUGGGUUUUUGUGAUGGGGAAUCUGAAGGGUUCGAGACUUCUGUUUGA
Molecule: messenger RNA, 501 nt
Organism: Meloidogyne enterolobii
Lineage: Eukaryota; Metazoa; Nematoda; Chromadorea; Rhabditida; Meloidogynidae
Source: the annotation of a GenBank genome assembly